AUGGCUGGUAAGCAUUGGCAGCAGACGUCGCGCGUGGCAUCACCCAUGAUCACCACGACAGCCCCUCCGUUGAGUUGUCAAAUCAUUAAUACAGUCGCAGAUGAACCUCGACGUUCAGGUCGCGCCACCAAGGGCCAACAUACCAAAGAUCGCGAUCCGAAUGAAGACGCGCCCACGCCUGCGACCAAGAAGAAGGGCAAGGGAAAGGGCUCCAAAGCCAAGCAAGUGGAGGAGGAGGUUGAAGAGGAGGCCGAGGAAAUUAUCCGCUGUGUCUGCGGCAAGUAUGAAGAGGAGGAAGAUGUCCCUCGAGCUAUGAUUUGCUGUGAUAAUUGUUCCGCGUGGCAACACAACGGAUGCAUGGGCCUUCCGGAAGACUACGAGGUCGAUACCUACUUCUGCGAACAAUGCAAGCCUGAGACGCACAAGGAACUUUUGGCGGCGAUUGCACGCGGUGAGAAGCCUUGGGAAGCAGCAGAAGACACUAAGAAAGGGGAGAGAGGCAAGAAGAAAGGUGGUCGCAAAGGCCGAAAGUCUGGGGGCGCAAGAGCGUCAGACGUCGCAGCGCCAGCUUCGUCGCAGGAGCCCCAGGAGUCCCAGGAGCCAGAGAAGCCAAAGGAACCUACACCGCAACCAGCCCCAGUCACGGGGCAGAAGCGCAAGUUGGAGGAGUUGCCUCCUACACCAGAGGUCAAGAAUAAGAAAGUCCGAGGCACACCUGCAGCAGACACAAAUGGAGCGAAGUCUACGACGCCGGUUGAGCGCAAGCCUAGCCAGUCCACGACUCCUUCAAGGCAAGGCUCCAAAUCCGAGCAGAGUAUUGGCCCCGCCAUUGUGUCCGAUCUCAAGGAAUUGACCAAUGCAUCGAGAAAGGGAGCGGCACAAAGUUUGAUGAAGCUCAUCGAGCAGCAAAUUAAAGAGCUUGUGAAGCAAGGGGAGUACGCUGUACCAACUCAUUCUACCGCCCAAGACAUUGCCAGCCAGACUGGUCUGCGCAUCGAACACGCCUUGUAUCACAUUCAAGCCAGUGGUAGUGGUGAACCCAACGAUGCCUACAAACAACAAUUACGUGCUAUUACCUUCAACGUCAAGAAGAACCAUGCCCUAGGCGUGAAACUGCUUCAGGGCGAUCUCACACCGCACAAACUGGCAAGCAUGGAUCCCAAAGACAUGGCUAGUGAAGAACAGAAACGCAAGGAUGCAGCAACGAUGAAAGAGAUGGAGAAACAACAUACAAUCAUUGAACAGGAGGGUCCAAGAAUCAGACGAACACACAAAGGCGAAGAAUAUGUGGAUGAAUCAAGACAGGUUGCGGCAGAAUCAGUCACAUCCAAUGCGCCGGUUCGAAAAUCAAGCAUGGCUGAACAAGAUGGAGACGCAAAGAGCCCAGAACUGGCAAUCAAAAGCCCUUCUCAGGCAUCCAGACCAUCAGUUGACACCGCCCGACGACAGUCGUCGGCCAAUUUCGAUAUUGACAAAGUAUGGUCAAACGUUGCCAAUUCGCCUACAGGUGGAGGUGAUGGAGAAGGACCACGAUUCGGCGAGCUCCCACUUCAACAGUCACCAGUGGUUUCUGCUCGCGAUCCGAGUGGCCCAGGCACCAAGACUGAUGCUGAUAUUGACGAACUUCUCAAGGAUGAGGAGGUCGAGUCACCCCCGUACUCACCUAAGGACACAACAGAAAGUGAUGGGACUGUAUGGCAGGGCGUCGUCAACGGUGGGAGCCUGGGCAAAUUUCACAUAUCUGCAAGACAUGCGGCUGGCGCAACACCCGACAGCGAUACAUUAAGGAUGACAUAUCACCAACUACUGCCAGAGACAAUCGUUAUUGCCGGACGUAUUCAGCCAUCCAAAGCGGAAGAGUACCUAUGUGGCUUGGAAUACAGCAACACCUCCGACCUUGUCAUUGUGUACAUGCCCGAGCCUCCGAAAACCACACCAGAUCAGGUCCAGUUCGACAAGUUCUUCCGUUACUUCAAGUCGAAGGAUCGUUUCGGCGUCGGAAAUCCACAUCCCAUACCGGCUGUCAAGGACCUCUACCUCAUCCCUCUUGAAGCAGGUCAAGAACUUCCCACAUUUGUCAAGAAGCUUGAAACGGAUUUUCCCGACCCAACGAACGAACGCAUGCUACUGAUUCCAAUUGUAAUCAAGAACAGCGAGCUCCCACACAACGUAUCCACUUCGUCUGUGGCUAGUCCAGGGGGUGGGCCAGUUGCGCAAACUCCCAUGACACCCCUCGACGGUACUUUCGAGACUCAGCAAUCAUCUGUGUAUAGCCAAUCGCCAGCUCCAGGCCAUUAUGCUAUGAACGGCACGCCCCAAUUGCCUCAUGUGCAAUCCAACUCUGCCACGCCGCAUCCUUACCCAACUCCAGGCCUGCCAGCACAAUAUCCUCCACAACCACAAUUCAAUCCUCUCCCUCCGCAGCAACAACUGCCUCCGUCCCCUGCGGUGCUGAAUGCUCAACGAGUUCUCGGUCCGUUAGCAACAGCCCCUGCGGUCGUACAGCUGUGCGCACAAGUCCCAACAGCGGGUGAACAUGAGUUUGGCGUGAUCAAAGAAAUUCUCGAGAAAAACCCCGAAGCGGCCAACAGCCUGGAGGUGCUGACGGGAAUGCUGCAGCAUUUCUCAGCUGCUUCGAAAUGA
Molecule: messenger RNA, 2643 nt
Organism: Exophiala aquamarina CBS 119918
Lineage: Eukaryota; Fungi; Ascomycota; Eurotiomycetes; Chaetothyriales; Herpotrichiellaceae
Exons: 2
Coding region: 1-2643 (880 amino acids)
Biological process (GO): DNA-templated transcription; regulation of mRNA 3'-end processing; transcription antitermination
Cellular component (GO): nucleus
Molecular function (GO): RNA polymerase II transcription regulatory region sequence-specific DNA binding
Source: RefSeq, a predicted model, not a curated record